AUGGCAGUUCGGCUCCAGGUUGGUGCUCUACUGUUCCUGCUGGUAUUCUUCACUGCAGGAGCCAGUGAUGCUGCACUUCAAUACCGGUGUUCUAAACUGAUUGAUGAUGUCUACAAAGCCUUCAGUGAAUCCGGUUUCUUCUCCAACCCUAAACGAGAGAUGGAUGCUCUGCUGGGGUUCUUUCCCCCUAAAUCUGCUCCGGAGGGCGAGUUGGCUGAAUACCCAUAUAAAGAGUACAGUGAGCUGAUGGUGAAAAGAGGCAUUGCGGAACUGUGCUGCAAUAAACCCUGCAGCUUACAUGACCUGAGAGAAUACUGCAACUAAAACACCAGCAACACCACCACUGUAUCUCUGUCCCAUCACCCUAGAGCUGCUGCAAAUGAGAAAAUGGCUUAGAUGAUUAUGUAUUUUUCCGAGAAAGUAAAGGUGCAUCAAAUGAACAUUCUUUAUUUUAAGAAUCUAGUUCUUUUAAGAUCACAAUUUUACAGUAGAAUCAACAGUAAAUUCUAGAAAUUGUCUGAAAAGCUUUCUCUCAAAUGCCAUGCCUUCUAAUAUCUCAUAAUUGAAAUGAUU
Pangasianodon hypophthalmus (striped catfish) is the source of this 573-nucleotide messenger RNA. RefSeq names its product insulin-like. The record is from RefSeq and is a predicted model, not a curated record. NCBI's taxonomy places the organism in Eukaryota, Metazoa, Chordata, Actinopteri, Siluriformes, Pangasiidae. Gene Ontology annotation, cellular component: extracellular region. Gene Ontology annotation, molecular function: hormone activity.